GUCGCCACGCCCAGGCCAAUGAGCUUGCGGGAGCCGCGAUGGAGGCUGGGUGCCCAGGAGGGCCGGGACCCUCGCAUACCUGCUGCCGCUGGGCCGGAGAGGGGGAAGAGGCGCGGCGCCUGUGCGGGGCAUGGAGGCGCCUCUGGCCCGCGCCGCCGCCGCCGCGCCUCAAAGUUUGCCGACUGACUCAGAAAGUUGCGCCCCGGAUCGGCCGCCGCGCUGCGUCGCAUCUCCGGGCCGGGCCCAGCUCGCCGCCGCCGCCCUGUGCGGGGCCCCGGCCCCGCAGACACCCGCAGCCCCGCCUGCUGGGGGCAUGUGAGCCGCAGCCUCCCCCAGAGCCGGCGGGCGACACCGGCCCGGCGCCUCGGAGGCAGCGCGCGGGCCGCCAUGGGCAUCCAGGGCAUGGAGCUGUGCGCCAUGGCCGUGGUGGUGCUGCUGUUCAUCGCCGUGCUCAAGCAGUUCGGCAUCCUGGAGCCCAUCUCCAUGGAAGAUAGCAGCGACAGUGAGCUGGAGCUGUCCAUGGUGCGCCACCAGCCAGAGGGGCUGGAGCAGCUGCAGGCACAGACCAAGUUCACCAAGAUGGAGCUGCAGUCCCUCUAUAGGGGCUUCAAGAAUGAGUGUCCCUCGGGCCUGGUGGAUGAAGACACCUUCAAGCUCAUUUACGCACAGUUCUUCCCUCAGGGAGAUGCCACCACCUAUGCACACUUCCUCUUCAACGCCUUCGACGCGGACAGGAAUGGGGCCAUCUGCUUCGAGGACUUCGUGGUUGGCCUCUCCAUCCUCCUGCGAGGUACAGUCCAGGAGAAGCUCAAGUGGGCCUUCAACCUCUACGACAUUAACAAGGACGGCUACAUCACCAAAGAGGAGAUGCUGGCCAUCAUGAAGUCCAUCUAUGACAUGAUGGGCCGGCACACCUACCCCCUCCUGCGGGAGGACGCGCCCCUGGAGCACGUGGAGAGGUUCUUCCAGAAAAUGGACCGGAAUCAGGACGGGGUAGUGACCAUUGAUGAGUUCCUGGAGACCUGUCAGAAGGACGAGAACAUCAUGAACUCCAUGCAGCUGUUCGAGAACGUCAUCUAGGACACACGGAGGAUCCUCAAUGGCCAUCGUCACCACCUCAAUCCUGCCAGGAACAGCCUCCAUGAGAAAUGUUUUUCUAAUAUAUUUGCAAAAAGUGAACAGUUUGCCACACACCACACACACACACACACACACACACACACACACACGUGUGUGCACCAUUCCUCUGGGCUAGGUGGGGGAGGGGUGCUGCUUCUGGUUGGGAGCUGGGUCCAGGAGAUUUGAGCUACCCCCCAGCCAGCCCACCCCAGGCCAGCAGAGUGAGGCUGCCUACGCAGUGGGCAGAGAGGAGAGCAGUGUCUGCAGCCAUUGGCUGCUGGGUGUACGCAGGCUCGUCUCCAGAGUGAAGGCCCCUCGCUCCUGCUUCCCUUCUUUGCCUCCACCAUGGGCCAGACUCUGGUCUUCUUGUCUCCCAGCCAUUCCCAGCCCACUGACCACACUCCCACAAUGCACCUCACCACAGAACCCUGAGGGACAGCCAGGGUAAAGGUGUUCGGACUAGGAAAGAAGCAAUGGAGGCAGAGCCUGCUGCUUCCUGGAAAGGUUUCCUGGCGAGCUCUGUCGCGAGGAUGAGGGGCCAUCCCUGCUGUCCCUCCAUCAUAGAAAGGGGCCCCUUUAAGCUCAGGGUUGGGUUUCCCGGGGAAGAAUGCGAGGAGACUGCGGACCCCACGAGAUGGGAGAAGCCCUCUACUUGCCCAGGCCUGGCUCAGUGGGGACAGUGGUGGUGCUGCCCCCACCUCUCAGGCUCUAAACUGUUCGCCCCAAGUCACCGCAGGUUCCAAGAAGAGGCCAUGUGGCUCAGGGACUGGCCGCCCAGGAGCCUGGGUGGCCAUCCAGCCCAGGAAGGGCUUCUCGGUCCCUUGUCCCUCAGCCUCCAUCUCCCUUGGCCCAGCAGUUUGGUUGAGCUCCCCUCCAGUUGGGGUCCUGAAGCAGUGUUGGCAACCUCCACAGGGGCUCACCCCAACCCCUUACAAAAAGCACAAGCAGCCCCAGAGCUCAGGGGGAGCCCACGAGGAGCUGAAGACACUGCUUUUCCGAGACGAGGCCCUCCCGGUGGGCUGAGCCUGGCUCAGGGAGGUGGCCCGCAGGUGGCCCAGGGAAGGAAGUGGGGGUCUGUUCUGUGACUCAGAUGGGGCUCAAGCCCGUCCUCAGCCCAGCUCACCAACAUUCAAAAGCACAAACCCCGGACUUAGCUUGGCUGGGUUCUGCUCUGGGGUGGUGCCAGUGUCCACCUGAGGCCAGAGACAGCAGCGAGAGCUGGGGCCUGAGGUCGGUGGGAGGCCCACAGGGGCCUCCAGGACACACAGAGGGGUGACUGCUUCUGCCUGGCCAGGCAGCAGGGACUUCCGAGGCACAUUCCCAAACAUACAUUCCAUCGGCUGCCAUCCCGCCUCUGCUCGGCCUGGCCCAGGGUGAGCAGGGCCUUUAAGAGAGGGUGGGAUGGCGGAGGUCAUGGAGACUGGUCUGGUUCGGGCAUGGGGACUCCUGGGCACCACAGGUGGUCCUCCCCUUGGAGUUGCACUGACACCCAUCUCCAGUCUGACUGGGGGUCCCUCUCUUCCUCCAGGAGGCAUCAGCUUUCCCUGGCUCAGGGAUCUUUCACCCCAACCCCUGACCUGCCCCCAGCCCAGCCCCCCAGCUGGUGUAGCUCUGCUUCUCAGGGACCAGGUCGUCAGAGAGGGUCACACCAUCCCUCUGCCCCCCUUGGCCUCAGCCAGACUGGCUGCCAGGAGAGGCGUCUCCCAUGCUGGGAUGAGGACUGGCCGCAUGUCUGCAUGGCAGAAGCGUCUCCCCUGGGCACACCUGGGAGGGUGGCACCUGUUCUCAGCGCCCACCAACAUCAGUCCUGUAUAUUUUAAUAAAAUAAACUUGACAAAGGA
Messenger RNA from Pipistrellus kuhlii (Kuhl's pipistrelle), 2960 nucleotides. RefSeq names its product potassium voltage-gated channel interacting protein 3 (gene KCNIP3). Gene Ontology annotation, biological process: regulation of potassium ion transmembrane transport; negative regulation of transcription by RNA polymerase II. The transcript is spliced from 8 exons. Gene Ontology annotation, molecular function: DNA-binding transcription repressor activity, RNA polymerase II-specific; calcium ion binding; potassium channel regulator activity. The record is from RefSeq and is a predicted model, not a curated record. Lineage: Eukaryota; Metazoa; Chordata; Mammalia; Chiroptera; Vespertilionidae. The coding region runs from base 388 to 1080 and encodes 230 amino acids. Gene Ontology annotation, cellular component: voltage-gated potassium channel complex; nucleus.